GCUUCUGCGUCAGUAACAGCCCCUCUCGUGCCAAUAGCAUGAGGUGGUAGGGCAAAGUCUGGGUAACCUGGAGCACGAGCCAUCGUACCACCCCAAGCCAUGGAGGUGCUUUGAAACCACUCCGUGAUCCUCUGACUGCUGGUGAUAGUUGUGCCAACCUACGGAAGGAAGAACCAUGACUUCAGUUCUCUACAGCCCCCGCCUUCAACUGGAUGAGAACCUUGAACAGAUGCAACAGGGGACAAUGAUGCGCAAGGUGAAGUCCAAGAACUGGAAGAAACAACGGUACUUCAUGCUGCAAGAUGACUGUAUGACCGUGUGGUACAAAUCCAAGAUGUCAGGCACUGCCAAGUCCGCCUACUCGGUGAGUGAUGUGGAGACUGUGCGUGAGGGACACCAGUCGGAGGUACUGCAAAGUCUAGCUGACGAGUUUCCAGCUGAGUGCUGCUUCACCGUUGUCUUUUAUGGUCGCCGUAGCAACCUAGACCUAAUUGCCAGCUCAGCCGAAGAGGCUCAGUGUUGGAUCCAAGGCCUGCGACGCCUUAUGGAGGUCGUCACUAACAUGGAUCAGAAGGAGAAGAUAGAUCAAUGGAUUUGUGAUUGGUUCCAGAAGGCUGAUAAGGACAGAGAUGGGCGCAUGAACUUCAAGGAAGUGCAGCACCUGCUUAGGAUGAUGAACGUGGAUAUGAAUGAGGACCAUGCCUUACGGCUCUUCCAGAUGGCUGACAAAUCAGAGACGGGAACCCUGGAGGGAGAGGAGUUUGUGCUCUUCUACAAAGCGCUGACUCAGCGGGACGAGGUGCUUGAGCUCUUCGAGGAGUACUCUGAGGAUGGCAAGAAGCUGACACUGCUGGAGUUUGUAGACUUCUUGCAGCAGGAACAGAUGGAGCGGGAUGGUACUGAUGAGCUUGCCAUGGUGCUGAUUGACAAAUAUGAGCCGUCUGAAACAGCCAAGGCCCGCCACGGCCUGAGCAUUGAUGGAUUCCUCAUAUACCUGUGCUCGCCAGAUGGCUCCAUCUUCAACCCUGAGCACCGGAAGGUCUUCCAGGACAUGUCUCAGCCCCUCUGCCAUUACUUCAUCUCCUCCUCCCACAACACGUACCUGAUGGACGACCAGUUGCGAGGACAGAGCAGUGUCGAGGGAUAUAUCAGGGCUCUGAAGCGGGGCUGCCGGUGCCUAGAGGUGGACUGUUGGGAUGGAUCCAAUGGGGAGCCCAUUGUCUACCAUGGCCAUACCUUCACCUCUAAGAUCCUCUUCCGGGAAGUUGUGACAACACUUGAGAAAUAUGCAUUCCGGGGUUCCGAUUACCCCAUCAUCCUAUCUAUCGAGAACCACUGCAGCAUUGAGCAGCAGGAUAUCAUGGCAGAGCAGCUGAAAGGAAUUCUGGGAGAGCAGCUCCUCACCACCACCAUAGAUGGGUGUGUCCCUGCGCAGUUGCCUUCACCUGAGGAACUGAAGGGCAAGAUCAUUCUGAAGGGGAAGAGGAUUGGAUACCUGGAGGAUUCUCUGAAUGGGCAUCCAGACGGCACUCCUGAGCGGGAAGAUGUGGAGGAGGAGGAGGGGGCAGAGGCAGAAGAAGAAACUCUGCGCAACGAAGACAAGAGGAAAGAGAAGAAAACCAAGCAAUCCCUCUCCAAGGAGCUGUCUGACUGUAUUAUCUACUGCAAGAGUGUGCCCUUCUGCAGCUUCCAGCAUUCCCGUAGCCACUACAAGCCUUAUGAGAUGUCCUCCUUCGCUGAGUCCAAGACCCGCAAGCUCAUCCGAGAGGCUGGGAAUGACUUUGUCCGCCACAAUGCCUGGCAGCUGACGCGUAUCUUCCCCAGUGGGCUGCGGACGGAUUCCUCCAAUUACAACCCUCAAGCAAUGUGGAAUGUGGGAUGCCAGCUUGUGGCCUUGAAUUUCCAAACGGCUGGAUCAGAAAUGGACUUAUGCGACGGGCUCUUCAGUCAAAAUGGCCGCUGUGGCUACGUGUUGAAGCCAAGCUUCAUGAGGGACAUAGAGACAGCCUUCAGUCCUGAAAACCCCCAAAGCAGGGGUGAAGGCAGCCCCCUGAAACUAAUCAUUAAGGUCAUUAGUGGGCAGCAGCUCCCCAAGGUGCCCAACAGCAAAGAUGGCUCCAUCGUGGAUCCACUAGUGCGGGUGGAGAUUCAUGGGGUCCCUGGUGACAGUGCCAAGCAGGAGACAAAAUACAUUGAUAACAAUGGUUUUAACCCGCAGUGGGGUGAGGUCUUUCAGUUCCUAGUGUGGGUUCCAGAGCUGGCACUUCUGCGCUUUGUGGUGGAGGAUUAUGAUAAGGCAUCUCGGAACGACUUUGUGGGGCAGUACACGCUACCUCUUACUAGUGUCAAAGCAGGAUACCGCCACAUUCACCUUCUUUCCAAGGAUGGCACAGGGAUCCCACCAGCAUCCUUAUUCGUCCACAUCGAGAUCAUCGAGUUGUCAGCCGAGAUUGACUAAGCCACACUGCCGCAUCUCAAAACAUGGUUCUUCCCUCUCCAACCCAUUUUAGUUUUGGAGAAUACGGGCGAGUAAAGGAGGCUAGAAUCUUAUGGAAGGUUAAGGCCACUCCAUCCGCCCGCCUCUCUCUUUCUCUUGUAUACCUAUGCAGGACUGGACUGGACAGAAAUGCUACUUUGCACUACUAAGUUAUUUAUUUAUUUUUAAAAACCAAUUUUGUAUCAUUUUGCUAUUUUAUUUUUAUUAUUUAUUGUGAUUUGCACAGAUCCCAGAUCCUUUGAGCAGGCUCCAACCCAAUCUGUCCAUUCCUAUAGUUCUGUUAUGAUAAAAUCUACCUCCGUUGUGGACUAAGGACAGACUAGACUGCUACAGCCAGGAAUAGAACCUAUUUAUUGCAAGGCAGAGUGAGUUUCCUUCAACCAACCUGCCCACCAAGCAUGCAUUUCCCCCAUACCUGUGUUUUAACUCAAACCCCUUCAUCUGGGCAUGGACAUAGAUCCCGUCUGGCUGCCAUCUUUAAAGCAGGAUCAGACAGUGAAUGAUCAAACUGUUCCUGGAAGCUGCUGCCUACAUUUGGCAACACCUUGGGGGGGGGGAAUUGGAGGCCCCAGCUGCAGCUGAUGUAGCAGCAUCUUUUCCCUGAAGAGUUUUCCCCUGCCUCCUACAGAGGAAGAGAGGCAGGAGAGCAUGAAUUGUUGGGUCAUCCGCUCUUUCACCUUGCAAAUUACACGGGACAGAGAACAAAUGUUUCUCUAUUCUUUGCCUUUCAGUUUCUUAUCUGAAAGGCAGGAGAAUAGAGCAGGAUUUCCCAUUCUACCUGGGUUGCACAUCUCUCCUGUCACUCUCAUCCAGGUAGGAGCUAACAGUUAUAUCAGCCGUGCAUGUUAAUCAUGAUGACAUGCAUGUGUGAAAAAACAGACACCGCACAUCAAAUGUCAUGCACCAAGUUGCUAACAGUGUGCCUUCUACAGCAGAGGCAGUUGACAUGUUUAGGCUGAAGUCAUCAAGUGAUGUGCAAUCCAUGCUGGCGUGUGACUCAGCACUCAGGCAAAGAGUAGCAGGCAUGUAUUUUCAUUUAUUGCUUGCGGGCUGUCUUCAGGCUAGAAGGGGUACCAACUCCAUCAAGCAUUUGCUGACAAAGGAGUUCUGGCAGCUAACACCCUAGCCCUAUUUUUAUAUAGAAAGACAUGGGCUAGGCAUGACUCUUAUAGCAACUCCAAGUAGGAAGAGUUAAGAUACAUUUAGACGAACUUGCUUUUUUUUCUACCUAUAACAGUAUUUAGACAAAUGACUCCAGAAUAAGAAUACAUCCACAGUAGGAAUACUUUAGCAGUCUAUAAACCCUAUAGAAAAUCACUCCUCUUCCCUGAUGCAUUCCAUCUACCAACCUGUUUAAUUUUGUACAACUAUAGAAGCUUGUCCACUGGUUUGCACCCAGAGCUCAACUACUUAUUCUUAGCCUGAUCUUACUAUAGGUAGACUCUCCUGCUUUUAGGUUAUUUUUACUUCUGUUGUUUUACGCUAUCCAAUCAAACCAAACAGAGCACGUAAAUCUUCCACAUAGGAGGCAGAACACUAUGGUUGCUGAAAGGCAAUCCUCUUAUGUAGGAUAUAACUUUUACCGGGUGACAGAGGAAGCUGGUAGAAUGACAGAGGCCUGUUGAUUAAAAAUCUAAAGGCAAGAGGUAACUUAACACGGCUAAGACAUAAGAACACAUGAAGAGCCAUGCUGGAUCAGACCAAAGGCCUGUCCAGUAUAGCAUUCUGUUUGCACAGUGGCCAAGUAGAUGCCUGUGGGAAGCCCACAAGCAGGCCAUGAGUGCACCGUCUUCCUCUCACUUAUGUCCCAGAAACUGGCAUACAAGGGUAGCGAAGACACGAAGAAGGAAUUUGGUAAAGCUGCAUCCACCUUAGGUCUACAUGGGCUAGAGGCCCAUAUU
This is a messenger RNA of Elgaria multicarinata webbii, 4398 nucleotides long. RefSeq names its product phospholipase C delta 4 (gene PLCD4). NCBI's taxonomy places the organism in Eukaryota, Metazoa, Chordata, Lepidosauria, Squamata, Anguidae. The transcript is spliced from 16 exons. Gene Ontology annotation, molecular function: phosphatidylinositol-4,5-bisphosphate phospholipase C activity; calcium ion binding. The coding region runs from base 176 to 2458 and encodes 760 amino acids. The record is from RefSeq and is a predicted model, not a curated record. Gene Ontology annotation, biological process: phosphatidylinositol-mediated signaling; release of sequestered calcium ion into cytosol; lipid metabolic process.